Molecule: messenger RNA, 3343 nt
Organism: Hemicordylus capensis (graceful crag lizard)
Lineage: Eukaryota; Metazoa; Chordata; Lepidosauria; Squamata; Cordylidae
Gene: SF1
Product: splicing factor 1
Exons: 13
Coding region: 102-2315 (737 amino acids)
Biological process (GO): regulation of mRNA splicing, via spliceosome
Cellular component (GO): nucleus
Molecular function (GO): zinc ion binding; mRNA binding
Source: RefSeq, a predicted model, not a curated record
UCGGCCAGUAGGCGGCCGCCGCCUUUGUGAGGCGAGGCUUUGGCGUGGAAGGUUCGCGAAACUGCCGCCGCCAUUAGGCGCUCCGAAGCGCUGAUCUGCCUAUGGCGACCGGAGCGAACGCGACGCCGCUGGGGAAGCUCCACCCGCCUCCGCCUCCUCCGCCGGGCAAGGCCGGCUAUCCGCUCCCUCCGCCGGGCCUGGUGAUGCAGGGCCCGCCGCCCCCGCCGCCUCCGGGCCCCGCGCAGGCCCAGCCGCAGCCAGCCAUCCCCAGCCUCAUGGCGGCCGCCGCCUUCCCCUUCGCCGCGCUGCCGCCGCCCCCGCCGCCCCCUCCUCCGCCGCCGCCCCCGCCGCCGCAGCAGCCUCAGCCGCCCCCGCAGCAGCCCCCGCCGCCGCCGCCCCCGCAGGCCCAGCCGCAGCCCCAGCAGGGCCCCCAGUACGGCCAGUACCGCUUCCCCUCGCCGCCCCCGCCGCAGAUGGGCCACGAGCAGCCGCCCCAGCACCUCCAUCUCCACUCGCAGGACGACGGCGGCCAGGCCGGGGCCGGCAACCAAGAUUUCCCAAAUAAGAAGAGGAAGAGGAGCAGAUGGAAUCAGGAUGCCAUGGACCAGAAGACUGUUAUUCCUGGCAUGCCCACAGUCAUCCCUCCUGGGCUUACCCGUGAACAAGAGAGAGCUUAUAUAGUGCAACUGCAGAUAGAAGACCUGACUCGUAAACUGCGCACAGGAGACCUGGGCAUCCCCCCUAACCCUGAGGACAGGUCUCCUUCUCCGGAGCCGAUCUACAACAGCGAGGGGAAGCGCCUGAACACCCGCGAGUUCCGGACCCGCAAGAAGCUGGAGGAAGAGAGGCACAACCUGAUAACGGAGAUGGUGGCGCUCAAUCCGGACUUCAAGCCACCAGCUGAUUACAAACCUCCAGCAACCCGAGUGAGUGACAAAGUGAUGAUCCCGCAGGACGAAUAUCCUGAGAUUAAUUUCGUUGGACUUCUGAUCGGACCCAGAGGGAACACACUGAAGAACAUUGAGAAAGAGUGCACCGCCAAGAUCAUGAUCAGAGGCAAAGGCUCUGUGAAAGAAGGGAAGGUGGGGCGGAAAGAUGGCCAGAUGCUGCCUGGCGAGGACGAGCCGCUGCACGCGCUGGUCACUGCGAACUCCAUGGAGAACGUGAAGAAGGCUGUGGAACAGAUCCGGAACAUCCUGAAGCAAGGCAUUGAAACGCCAGAGGACCAGAACGACCUGCGCAAGAUGCAGCUGCGGGAGCUGGCCCGCCUGAACGGGACUCUGCGUGAGGAUGACAACAGGAUUCUGCGCCCCUGGCAGAACACGGAGACACGUAGCAUCACCAACACCACGGUGUGCACCAAGUGUGGAGGAGCUGGCCACAUUGCCUCGGACUGCAAGUUUGCCCGGCCCGGAGAUCCCCAGUCAGCGCAGGAUAAAGCACGGAUGGACAAGGAGUACUUGUCUCUGAUGGCUGAGCUGGGAGAGGCCCCCGUCCCGUCCUCGGUGGGGUCGUCUUCGGGACCUUCCAACCCACCCCUGCAAAGUGGCCCGAGACCGUCGGGGCCAGGAAACAACCAGCCGCCCCCUAACCGCCCACCAUGGAUGAACUCUGGUCCCUCGGAAAACCGGCCCUUCCACAGUAUGCACGGUGGCGGAGGAGGGCCGGCAGGGCCUGGCGGCCCCCACAACUUUCCUCACCCCAUGUCAAAUAUGGGAGGACAUGGGGGUCACCCCAUGCAGCACAACCCCAACGGCCCCCCGCCUUGGAUACAGCCUCACAAUCCGCCAAUGAACCAGGGACCACACCCUCACGGCCCCCCAGGGCCCCACCACAUGGAUCAGUACCUGGGCAAUGCGCCAGUGGGCUCUGGGGUCUAUCGCCUCCAAGGAAAAGGUAUGAUGCCGCCUCCGAUGGGUAUGAUGCCCCCGCCGCCCCCUCCGCCCAGUGGCCAGCCUCCCCCGCCUCCCUCUGGUCCUCUCCCCCCAUGGCAGCAGCAGCAGCAGCAGCCUCCACCCCCGCCUCCCAGCAGCAGUACUCCCUUGCCAUGGCAGCAAAGUGAAUACGACGACCACCACCACCACGAGCGCUGGCACCGGGGCCCUCCCUCCAUGGCAGCAGCAGCAGGGAACAGCGGCGGCAACUUCUACGGGGGCCCCGCAGAUGCAAGGCAGCCCCUCCAUGGUGCCUUUGCCUCCAGGGGUCCAGCCUCCGCUGCCCCCCGGGGCCCCGCCCCCUCCUCCGCCCCCGCCCCCUGGCUCCGCGGGCAUGAUGUACGCCCCUCCCCCUCCCCCUCCCCCCAUGGACCCUACUAACUUCGUCACCAUGAUGGGGGUGGGGGUGCCAGCCUUGCCACCGUUUGGCAUGCCCCCUGCCCCCCCACCACCCCCGCCACAGAACUGAAGGAGGGGUUUUUCUUACACAGUUGUCUUUCUUACCAAUGUGGAGCCAGGAGAACCGGAGACCGGGAGCGAAGCCCGGCCAGGAGCCUACGAGGGAUGGGUCCCCCCUCUCCGCUCCUCCCUCGGUGUUUUAGAGAGGUGUGUGACUCUUGUCAAAUGCCUGGUUUGAGUGGCUGUCUGGUAUCCUUGGCUAGCAGAACCCACCUCCCCCCUCAGGACACUAGUGCCGACGAGUCUUCCCCUCGGCAGUGAGGGCAGCCCACUCUCCCAUCAUGAGAGUGCGGAGCUUCUGGGGCGCACUCGCAGGGGGCCUUCCACGUCCUGCCAUGGCGGCGGCAGUUCUGCAGAGCUGGGAUGGUGGCUCUUGUCCUAAGAUCUUCUGGCCAGGAGUAGUACUUUUUUGACCCCCUCCUUAGGAGACACCCUGUCGUGCACACCCAUCAACACGUGUUCCAGUAGAGUUGAAGAAGCAAGUGGCUUUCUGUAGCGUGUCAGGGGCUGAGGUUGAGGGUGCCUGCGUGCGCCACAGCUGCUUGGAGGGGAUUGGUUUUCUCCUCUGGGUCCCCAUAGUGGGGGAAAGGUAGAUCUCCCAGGAUGGGUCUCCGUUGUAAAGAUGGGGGGCUUUAAGCCCCGCCCCACUCUCCUGUAGUGUAGUUAAGGUGAAACGGCAUCAAGAGAGCAGGUCCAUCUAUUCUGAAGUCCGUUGGCCUCUUGUCAGCUGCCUAGGAACUCCUUCCUUUCCUUUUCUUUUUUUUUUAAACGCAUCUGAAUGUUUUGUGGUUUGGGGUGGCCCCACCCCCAGAUUGAGUGACUUCUGUUGACAAUGACGUGUCCGUGCAACGCUCCAUUCCGUCGCCUGUAACCAUUUUCUUAAUUGCUUUUUGUGUAAGAGGAAAACUGCAGCCGAGGGGAGGUUCUGAUUAAAUGCAGUUUUUAAAAUA